This is a messenger RNA of Gastrolobium bilobum, 1006 nucleotides long. RefSeq lists its product as uncharacterized. The transcript is spliced from 4 exons. Gene Ontology annotation, molecular function: nucleic acid binding; zinc ion binding. The record is from RefSeq and is a predicted model, not a curated record. The annotation marks the transcript as partial. Lineage: Eukaryota; Viridiplantae; Streptophyta; Magnoliopsida; Fabales; Fabaceae.
AUGGACCUUGCAACCUUGUUCGGCAAGCUCCAAGAGUAUGAAAUGGAGCUAACUAGAAUAACCUUAAAGGAACAAGCCAUCAAGAAAAGCAAGGGAAUUGCCUUGAAAGCCUCAACACCAAGCAAAGAGAAGGAUGAGGAAAAAGAAGAUGGAGAUUCCGAAAAUGGUCUUGACGAAGAUGAGAUGAGUCUUUUCGUAAAGAAAAGAAGAUCUAAAGAUGAAGGAUCCUCACAACUUACCAUCACUUGCUUUGAAUGUGGAAAAACCGGUCACUACAAAUCGGAUUGUCCAAAUAUUCAAAAGAAAGACAAAUAUGAAAAGAAGCAAGGCAAGGAUAGAAGGAACUUCAAGAAGGCUUAUCUUGUUUGGGAUGAUGAAUCUAGUUCUUCCGAUGAUGACUCCAAGGAAGAAGCAAAUCUAUGCUUCAUGCAAGAUGGAAGACCACCGGAGAAAUCAAGCAAAGGAACUCAACAUAUAUGUCUAAUGGCAAAUGAGGACAAAAAUGAAUCUGAAACCGAGGUAAACUCAUCUUGCUCUACUCUUUCCCCUUCAUAUGAUGAGUUGUCUGACAUGUUUGAAGAAAUGCAUAAUGAAACACUAAUACAUGUUAAAGCUCUUAGAGCAUCAAGAAAGACUAUUAGUUCUUUGGAAAAACGAAUUGCAUCUUUAGAAAAGGAAGUAAAAGAGUUGAAGGAUGAAAAUGAAACUUUCAAAUUACUUGAUGCUAGCAUUGGUUGUAUUAAAUGCCUAUCUUCAAAUGAUCAUGCAUCUUCAUCAUCAUGUCAUAGUGCAUCCACUUGUAAAGUUAGAAAGAAUGGCAUUAUUGGGCAAAAGAAAGUGUGGGUUUGUUUGAAGGCUAAAAGCUCCAAGUGGUACUUGGAUAGUGGUUGCUCAAGUCACAUGACGGGAGAUGUAACUAAGUUCCAAUCGCUCACUAAGAAAGAACAUGGACAUGUUUCCUAUGGAGAUAACAACAAAGGAAAGAUUCUUGGUAUUGGAAAAGUUG